CAGUAGAUGAACAAUCACAAAAUGAUAAGGAAGCAAUAUUAGAGAUAUUAUCAGAAGUAUUAGCUGUUAAUGAUUUUAUAGUUCAGCCCAAGCAACAUGUGCCUAUUUGUAAAAAAAAUGAUAACCUUUCUAAUAAUAAUACAUCUAAUUUCAAUUCAGUUAUAGAUUAG
Racocetra persica is the source of this 170-nucleotide messenger RNA. NCBI's taxonomy places the organism in Eukaryota, Fungi, Glomeromycota, Glomeromycetes, Diversisporales, Gigasporaceae. The record is from the annotation of a GenBank genome assembly.